This is a messenger RNA of Thunnus maccoyii (southern bluefin tuna), 1117 nucleotides long. RefSeq lists its product as uncharacterized. Gene Ontology annotation, cellular component: trans-Golgi network. Bases 185 to 1117 code for a protein of 310 amino acids. The transcript is spliced from 4 exons. The record is from RefSeq and is a predicted model, not a curated record. NCBI's taxonomy places the organism in Eukaryota, Metazoa, Chordata, Actinopteri, Scombriformes, Scombridae.
CCCUCUUCCUCCUUGUCAGAUCUAGUCAUGCAGAUAGUUUUGAUUCUAUUUCUACUGAAAACACAGUGAUUUAAUACCUUGAUGUAAUUGAUGAUGUAAUUCUGUGCUGCAGGCUACAAAGGGACGUCUUGAACAUAACGCUGCUUUUGGAAAAACACUGAUCUGAGCACAGUGGGCCUUAGGAAUGUCCGGAAUGGCAAUCACCUUUAUUCUAAUUGCUUUCCCACCAUCACCACGCUGUCAGCUGCUCUUUAGUUACCUACCGACACACAACUUGUCACUAUCCUCUGUUCUGGUGCACUCCGUCACCAUGAGCUCUCAGACUGUCCUCCUCACUCUACUUGUUUGUUUUAGUGUGUUCUUCCCCUCGUCUCUCUCCCGUCAUUCGAGCUCCGCUAAGAAGACAGGCUGCUUCAAAGUCAACGACUGCAAAUGCAUCAUGAAGGAUGGGAGCGGGGUGAUAAACCUCAAGGCUAUGGGGGAUGCAGAUGGUUUCCUGGGGCGUUUGAAGCCAGUGACGGCGGACAACAUGCCAGUCAAUGCUGAGAUCCUGCUGUCUUUCAGCCCCUGCCAGUCCUUCUCACAGCCAGAGGACCUGACAGGAAGUGACUGCACCAACGUCGCUGCAUGCCUUAUUGUCAGGUAUCAAAGACUCAACAGAUACGUUAACCGCUAUAUCAGCUUUGGAAGACAUGAAGGGAAUGAAUUCCACUACAAUGACACCCUGAAGACGCUGUCUGUCUCAUACUUUGCUCACGAUGAGCAGCCGCUGACAGUCGUGCAUUACCACUGUAAUCCAAACGAGUCUGCGUCUUUCAUCCGAGACCAGAGCCUGAGAGCGGAGGAGCCCCUGCACAUCUGGGUGGAAAGCCCCUGUGCUUGUCCCAAUGCCUGUGCCAUGGGAGAUCUGGGUCUAGGCACGAUCUUCCUCAUCAUCCUCUCUCUCAGCGCUGCUGCUUACUUCAUCCUCGGCUCUUGUGCACUGAGGCCUUUUCGGAGCAGCAGUGGAGUCCAGAUCUCUCCGGAGCACAGUGUGUGGUGUAUGAUCUGCUACCUGUGUACUGAGAGAAGGCCAGCGAGAAGACACUAUAAAGACAUGACACACUGUGAAGGAUAA